AUGUGGAUUCUCCAUUCCUCUUGAGAAUUCCAUGUCCACAAAAGUGAUGAAAACGUUCUUGCUCUCAACAAACCGUUGAGUAACAGUGUCCGACUUCCCAACCACUCAUUUGUUUGUGGCGCUGAAAGGGAGAUCUUUCAGCAGCUAAAACCCGUCUAAAGUCAGAGAAAACCUGCUGUAAAACAGAGACAGUGAUGCCUCAAUGAUACGACUGAGAUCUUUCUUACACAAUGCUUGAAUGGGGGCUUAGAGGAGCAGAAAGAAGGAGAAGGGGAGGGGAAUCUUUUCAGUUCUUCAAAUGCAACAAUAGUCUUUGUCUACAAUGUCCCUCCAUUCUUAUUGGGGUUACUGACAGGGAUGGGGUGGAGGGGCAGGAUUUCCAUAGAAACAGUGACAAAACAAGCUGGUCCCAGAGCAGGAGAGACACACAAAACAUGCUUAAAAUCCGGGAUGGAAUCUCUGUAUCGAUCUCUGCAAUUUAGUUAGAAGAGACAGUGUGCCAAAGAAGGAGAAAGACUUAAGUGAAAGGAUGGCUAAAGCUUCAGUUGUGUAGAAGAGAAGGCAAUGAAAAAUACUGGCGCGGUAUAAAAGCACUCUUAUCAUUUCAGAGUGACAUUUGGACCAGAACUCCGUUGUGCGCGCGGUUAUUGCUCGACUGGAUAUCACAAUGAACUCCGAAACUCAAUAUGAGGACUCAGUAUCCAGCAUGGUUCUGGAGAACAUCAAGAACAAGCUGUUACAUGCUUUCAGAUCAUCAGCAGAACUAAGAACCUCUGCUGAGACAGCAAUUCAUCCGAUCGGAAAGAGUUUCCAAGUAAACGAAGAGCUUCGGAGAGCCAAAAUAGAUGGCGCCAUAACUUGGUUAAGAUCAGAACUGCUGGAGAUGCACUCUCAGGAUCGUCAGCUGGCUCAGACUCUGCUGGGACUCGAUCAGGAGAUUCAGAGGCUCAGACGGGAGAACGGAUCUCUGCUCCUGGACGCUGACAGCGCUGACCACCUGUGACCCCAUAGAGUAAUCAAUGCACUGGCAAGCAGAUGUAUGUAUAGGAGUGGAAAGAAACAUGUUUGACAGAAAUAACUCUCCUCUCCUGGAGAGCACUUUGUGAAAACUUGACCAUAUCAGUCAAACUGGGUGAUGAGAUUUGUAAUCAAAACUACAUAUACCACCCUUUACGCCUGGCAUUAACAUACACAUUUUGGUGAUCGAAUCAUGAUUGGAAAGCAGGUGUAAAUUCUAACACUAAAUUAUCAGAUUUCUAUGCAAUGAUCACACUGGAGAUGUAUUGGAAUGAUGGUAUACAUGCAAUGCAGCUAAAAGUAUCUUAUUAAUAUACUGUAGGCUAUACAUUAUACUAUUCAGAUACAAAACAAAUGUUAAUACCAGACGUAAAGGGCACUAGCCUUAAGAAGGCUAAUUGAGACUUAUUUUAUAAGUAUGCUUCGCAUAGAUAGAAUUUCUAUGAAUAACUAUAGAAGAUGUAGAGCAUAUAUAUUCUUCAUAUUACUGAGAUUGUGACCAUCUGUUGUAUGACUGAAAUACCAAGUGUUGAUGUUUGUUCAGCUUUGAAAAAGCAUGUCUUCAUCUGUUUUUUGAAAAUGUCUUGAUGAUUUAAACUCCUUAUUUGCAUCAUGAAAAAAUGACUCUCAACACUGAUCAGGUUUAUAGGUUUUAAUUAUCAUACUUGUGGUACUAGUAAUAAGUAUGAUGUCAAAGCAUGUCUUAGCAUAUCAUUAGUUUUUUUAUAUUUGUCCCGGAAAAAAAUGAUAAUCAGUGAAUAUAUGUUCAUGUCUUGAUCAAAAAUAAAAGAAAAAGAAAAAUCUAAAUAUGUUAUGCUAUGACUCUCACAAUACAACAGAAUGGAUUUGUUCAUUGUUCUGCUUUCAGAACAAUACAUUUCUGGUAAUUUGCUGUCAGUGUCAUAAAAACAUCAUACAACACUUAAGCACUUAGUUUGAAGAUGCACUCGAAAAUGAAAUACAAUGAAAGAAAAUGAAUUUACAAAUAUACA
Molecule: messenger RNA, 2009 nt
Organism: Carassius carassius (crucian carp)
Lineage: Eukaryota; Metazoa; Chordata; Actinopteri; Cypriniformes; Cyprinidae
Product: alanine and arginine-rich domain-containing protein-like
Exons: 2
Coding region: 668-1003 (111 amino acids)
Source: RefSeq, a predicted model, not a curated record